AUGUCGUAUCCCUUGCAAAAGAGCGACGCCGACUGGCAAGCACAGUUAUCACCUGGUAUGGCCGAACCCGCAAUGACUCGCAGCCAUCAAGGUGGUAGUGCUGCUACUGACACGUCUACCUCUUACAGAGCAGUUCCGCAUCCUGCGAGAAAAGGGCACCGAGGCCCCAUUUACCGGCAAAUACGACAAGCACCAGCCCGAGCAAGGCGCCUACACCUGCGCCGGCUGCAAUGCUCCCCUCUACAAGGCCAACCACAAGUUCAAGUCGGGCUGCGGCUGGCCUGCCUUCUUCGACGCCGUCCCGGGCGCGGUGACAAGACACACAGACCGAACAUUCGGCAUGGAGCGCACGGAGAUUGUCUGCAGCAAUUGCGGUGGACAUCUGGGCCACGUGUUCAAGGGAGAGGGAUAUCCCACACCCACCGACGAGAGACACUGCGUGAACAGCAUCUCGAUCAACUUCAACCCGGAGGAUCCGGUCAAGGAGUCCAAGGCGUGA
Messenger RNA from Lecanosticta acicola, 499 nucleotides. Lineage: Eukaryota; Fungi; Ascomycota; Dothideomycetes; Mycosphaerellales; Mycosphaerellaceae. The record is from the annotation of a GenBank genome assembly.